Messenger RNA from Ipomoea nil (Japanese morning glory), 1186 nucleotides. Its product is annotated as acyl-CoA--sterol O-acyltransferase 1-like. NCBI's taxonomy places the organism in Eukaryota, Viridiplantae, Streptophyta, Magnoliopsida, Solanales, Convolvulaceae. Gene Ontology annotation, biological process: lipid metabolic process. The record is from RefSeq and is a predicted model, not a curated record. The coding region runs from base 44 to 1186 and encodes 380 amino acids. The transcript has 3 exons.
UUAAGGUUUCUUUGAAACAGAUUGAAUUGUGAGAUCUGAUCUGAUGAUGAUGGAAGAAGGCGAAAUGAAGAGUUUGAUGGUGGUAUGGAGCACAGUGUUGGGUUGUCUAUGCUAUUGCCACGCCAUUGAUAAGCUUCUUCUUCUCCCCAAACCCAAACCCACCAUUACAAGAGCUCUCUCUCUCAUCCCAGUUGCCUGUCUCUUCAUCGUUCUCCCUCUCAACCUCCACUCCAUCACUCUCGGCGCCACCUCUUCUUUCUUCAUUGCAUGGCUCGCCAGCUUUAAGCUUCUCCUCUUCGCGUUUGGCGAUGGCCCUUUGGCUUCUUCCCCGCCGCUCCCUCUCUCCUCCUUCAUUCUCUUGGCUUGUCUGCCCAUCAAGUUUCAGAGCUUGCAGGAGCCAUCAUCAUCAUCGCAGCCCAAGAAAGCUCGGAGGUCUUCCGUUAAUCAUUUGACGAAAUUCAUGUUGAUGGUGAUCUUGUUUCGUGUGUAUAACUACCAACAAUACAUUCAUCGGAAUCUGCUACUGUUCUGCUACGGCCUCCACAUUUACCUUUCUCUUGAGCUCAUGUUGGUGGCGAUCGCCGCCGCCGUCAAGGCGGCGACGGGAAUGGAGGUGGAGGCGCCGUUCGACGAGCCGUACCUGGCGACGUCGCUGCAGGACUUCUGGGGGAGGAGGUGGAACCUGAUGGUGACCGGCAUCCUGCGCCCCGCGGUGUACGCGCCGGUGAAGUCGGCGUCGGGGCGGGUAUUGCCGGUGGAGUGGGCGGCGGCGGCGGCGGCGGUGAUGGCGACGUUCUUGGUGUCGGGGGUGAUGCACGAGCUGAUUUUCUACAACGUUGGGAGGGUGAGGCCCAGCGGGGAAGUGUUGGGGUUCUUUCUGCUGCAUGGGGCGUGUUUGGGUGUGGAAAUUGGGGUGAAGAAAUGGUUGAAAGGUAGUGGGAGGUUUUGGGUGCCUGGUUUUGUGUCGGGGCCAUUGGCGCUUUGCUUUGUGAUUCUCACGAGCUUUUGGCUGUUCUUCCCACCAUUGUUGAAGAAUAAGGGUGAUGUGAAAGCAUGCUGUGAGUUCCUUGCUUUUGUGGAGUCUGUCAAGCAUCAUACAUUAGUUAGUCCCAAUAACAUCACCUGCCCUUUCUUCUCAUCACGUGAUGUUAAGAAUUCGAGCCCCAAUUUGAAUACACCAUACUAA